Messenger RNA from Misgurnus anguillicaudatus (oriental weatherfish), 3801 nucleotides. NCBI's taxonomy places the organism in Eukaryota, Metazoa, Chordata, Actinopteri, Cypriniformes, Cobitidae. The record is from RefSeq and is a predicted model, not a curated record.
UCGACUCGACCGUUCUGAGUUUGUGAAUCUAUCGUAAUACAUUUAUACACUUGCAGAAAAGGUUCGUUGUUUUGCCAUUUCGUUAAUGAUGGAGGAAAGUUACACACUCAGUCAGCAUUAUGAGGAAAAAAUUCGCCCUUGCAUCGAUAUUAUCGAUAAAUUGCGAUCUUUGGGAGUGGAAAAAGAUCUGGCGCUGCCUGCCAUCGCCGUCAUUGGAGAUCAAAGCUCGGGGAAAAGCUCUGUUCUGGAGGCAUUAUCAGGUGUAGCUUUACCCAGGGGCAGCGGCAUCGUCACAAGAUGCCCACUGGAGCUGAAGAUGAUAAGAUCUAAGGAUGAAGAAUGGCAUGGAGUAAUCAGUUACCAAAACUACAGUGAAGAGUUUUAUUACCCAGAGGAUGCAGAGGAAAAGAUCUGUGAAGCCCAGGAUGAGAUAGCUGGAUCAGGGCUUGGUAUUAGUGAUGAGCUCAUCAGUCUGCAGAUCAAGUCUCCCAAUGUUCCUGAUCUCACACUCAUUGACCUGCCUGGGAUCGCACGAGUUGCAGUCAAGGAUCAACCUGAAAAUAUUGGACAGCAGAUCAAAAGAUUGAUCAGGAAGUUUGUUACAAAGCAAGAAACAAUCAACUUAGUUGUGGUGCCGUGUAACGUCGACAUUGCGACCACAGAAGCGUUACAGAUAGCUCAGAAUGAAGAUCCUGCAGGCGAGAGGACUUUAGGCAUCUUAACAAAGCCAGACCUGGUGGAUAAAGGCACUGAAGAGACCGUGAUUGACAUUGUGCACAAUGAGGUCAUUCAUCUCACUAAAGGCUACAUGAUCGUCAGGUGCAGAGGACAGAAAGAGAUUUUUGAUCAGGUCACUCUCAAGGAAGCCACAGAAACAGAGAAGGCCUUUUUCAAAGACCAUCCCCAUUUCAGCACGUUGUAUAAUGAAGGCUUUGCAAGUAUUCCCAAGCUGGCUGAGAAGCUUACAAAUGAGUUAGUUCAUCACAUUCAGAAAUCCAUGCCUCGCUUAGAGGAGCAAAUCGAAGCAAAGCUAGCUGAAACAGAGAAGGAACUGGGGAGAUAUGGUGAUGGACCUCCAUCAGAGCCUACAGAAAGACUUAGCUUUUUGAUUGAUAAAGUUACAGCAUUCACUCAGGACACAUUAAACCUGGCAAACGGGGAUGAGGUUAAAUGUAAUUCAGAGCUCAUCAUUUUUCAAGAGCUUCGGGAUGAAUUUGCACGAUGGAAGUUGCUCUUGGAAAGCUCUGGAGUUAAGUUCAACAAGAAGAUUGAGAGAGAGGUUGGUAACUUUGAAGCCAAGUAUCGAGGGAGAGAGCUUCCGGGUUUCAUCAAUUACAAGACUUUUGAGAAGCUGGUCCGAGAACAGAUACAAAAAUUAGAGGAACCUGCAAUAAAAACACUCAAGACCAUCUCAGAUGUGGUCAGAAAGAAAUUUAUCAAACUGGCCCAAAACAGCUUCAUUGGAUUUCCUAAUCUUCUUAAAAUAGCAAAGACUAAGAUUGAAGACAUCAAGGAGGAGAAAGAAUCGCUGGCUGAGUCCAUGUUGAGGACUCAAUUCAAGAUGGAGCUUAUUGUUUACAGCCAAGAUGGCACAUACAGUCAGAGCCUUCAACAUACAAAGGAGAAAGUGGAGCAGGAGGAAGAGGAAGAAGAUGAAUAUUUAGAUCAAGAUGCUUCCUUGAACGAGAUGAAACUUCACAUAGAGUCCUACUACUCUAUUGCAAGCAAGCGUUUAGCUGACCAGAUCCCAAUGGUGAUCCGCUACCUGCUUCUCCAAGAGGCUGCGGUGGAGCUGCAGAGAAACAUGUUGCAAUUACUGCAAGAGAAGGAUGCUGUAGAUGAUCUGCUUAAAGAGGACUACGACAUCGGCCAGAAGCGGGAAAAUUUACUUAACCGCAAAAAGCGUCUAUUAAACGCACAACACCUCCUGAUAACCUUCGUUUAAAGCUCACGUAACACACGCUGUUUCUGCAUUUCUGAUAUCAAUCUGGAGUACCUAUAGAGUAGUAUGACAUCCUUUAUAUCUCUGAAGAGUCUUUAGUUUAAUCAGAUUUAUAAAAGAAAGAUUAGCUUUACCGAAUCUUUCCGAUAACGUACGAAAAAAUGAAGAAGGAGGAGUUAUAACACGGGAGGAGCGAGUACGAGUCAUGCAACACUAUACAAAACCAUUUUAACUUAUGAUUCACUACAUGUUCGUGUCAUUUAUAUAAUAUACACGCGCCUAUUUCCAACAUAAGACAGAAGUCUUACUUACCACGUGUAACUCGUCAUGACCCGGUUCUGAAAAUCCACCGCAUCAAACACACACGCAAAACUCCGCUGCUAAUCCGGAUAAUAAACUAUAUCCAUUGUUUCCAUAAGGCUGGAUGUCUUCUCCUUACAUCCAAAAACACACUUCUUGUUGUGCCAUUGUUGACUUUUGAAAUUAAACAAAGCUGAGUGGCGUGAUAAGCUGUUAGCAAGCUCUAGCGUCUCCCGCUGACUGACAGCUGGGCGGGUUUUCCGGGGGAAGUUUUCCGGCGGAAGCCCAUAUAAAGAAGUGAUGCGUAUCGAAAACCCCUGAAACGUCAGUUAGAACCGUAAUCGAAAAAAAUUAGCCGAAACUUGUACGAACCCUGGCGAAGUGCAUUCGGUACAGAAAUACUCUGAAACACGCCCAACUGCAUUUUUGACACUUUGCCUACGUUUAGCAUGAGGAAACAACUCUAUAACUGUGUUAAUAAGUCAGAAUGCUUAAAAUACCAUUAACCCCCCCCUUUAAUAUAUGUGAUUGCAAUAUUUUAAUGCGACACAAUCAUAUAUUGGUGGUGGAGAAACUUAUCCUGAACAUCUGAAAUGCAAAAGUCAUGUUUUUUAUUAUUUAAAGGGGUCAUUUCACAAGACUUUUUGGGGUGGUUUCCCAGACAGGGAUUAGCUUAAACCAGGACUAGGCCUUAGUUUAAUUAGGAAAUAUAACUAGUUUUAACAAACAUGCCUUACUAAAAACAUAACUUUUAUGCAUUUUGAGGCAAAACAAAGGGCCCUGGUGUAUUUUAAGAUGUCUCAGUGCAAGUUGUUUUCAGUUUUGACAGCUCUAACAUUUAUUUUAGUGUAGGACUAGUCUAAUCCCUGUCCGGGAAACCGCCCCUUUAAGAUGUAAAAUAAAUCUUUGUUGUCCCCAGAGUACAUAUGAGAAGUAUCUUAAAGUACCUCAAAAUAUCAUAUAGAUAAUUUAUUAUAGCAUGUAAAAAUUGUCACUUUGUAGGUGUGAGCAACAAUGUACAAUGUUUUGGGUGUGUCCUUUAUAAUACACAUGAGCUAAUCUCUGCACAAAAUGGCGGUGCUGUGGUCGGAUAGUGUAGAUUAAUGGGCGGUAUAAUCCCCUUCUGACAUCACAAGGGGAGCCAAAUGUCAAUUACCUAUUUUUUCACAUGCUUGCAUGAGAAUUGUUAACCAAAACUAAGUUACUGGGUUGAGCUUUUUCUAGGUUUAUAGAAGCACUUGGAACCCAAUUAUAGCACUUAAACAUGGAUAAAGUCAGAUUUUCGUGAUAUGUAAACAUUCUGAAGUAACCCGCCUGCUGUUAACCUAAUUUUAAUGAAUGUUGUAUGAAUGUUAUAGUCUUUUGAAUGCUAUUUAUUUAUAAAGUAUUUAUUGAUAUGCUUCAUUUGUAUUAAGGCAGCUUUAAACAUUAAACUUACAAAUUAACAUAACAUCUAGCAACCAGCCAUAACACUCUGACAACUAUUCUGUAUAUCUGAUAGACUGUGUGCCCUUAAAAACCUUAAACCUCUAGUUAAUAAAAAGUUUCUGGCCAACAUA